AUGCAUCACAUUCCUGACUGCAACUUUCAUGAAUGGGUUCUGAUUUCUGCUCAGCCCCAGGUUUUUGUAACACAUUGUGUCACCAAAAUUGUUCUUUCAAUACCUCUGGGUUCAUCAAGGAUUUCAAAGAUUUCUGGUGACAAGCUUGGAUACCUGCGGAUAGUCCGGAGGACGGCCGAGGAGUACAACAAGAAGGGAGUUGACCUGGAACUCAAGUCCAAACUGGCUGUAAAGAACUGCACGGCUUGGAUGCAUGCAUUUUCCAAGGAACUUUAUGACACAAUGGGUGUCUGGGUCUUUAUCUUAGGAUGUUAUCUGAAGCCCGAUGGUAAUUUGGACGUCUCGACGUACGACUUCAAUCAAGAACUCGGCAAUGGGAAAGACUUUAUUGAUAACCAUAGCCGGACUUUCCAUGAGGAAGGAAUAUUGGUAUCUUCUUGGAGAGCACACAAUGAAGAAUACUAUGGGUUGGAGGAUCUUGCUUCGGCCGAAGGAGGACACCGAUCCCGGGGUGCUAUGACUUUGGAGAAGAACCUAUACCUGGAACCUAUUCUACCCGAUCCAUCGAAACCACCACUUAAAACUUCCUGUGAUAUUCGAAUUUGGUGGCUGAAUGUUCUUCGUACAUUUGUCAACCAGCACUAUACUGGGCAGAGUAAGGGAUCGGCUCCUUGGACGGCUAUUGGAUCAAAGUUACUUGACUUCAUUGAUCUAGAAUAUAUACCCACGACUUGGAGAUCAGUAAAUGGAGAAGGUAACAACUUUUACAAGUUUCUUGAUCCCUCCAAAUUCCCGAUGGAGAUGGUCACUGAAGCUCUCCAGUUUUGGUAUGAACGUCAAGAACAACACAAAGUCGCCUUUCGAUUUAAAUCCUUUCUUGAGGGGAAAAUGCUGCUGGAAGCACCUCCACGAAGGAAAAUCAAAGUUCACGUUCCUAAACCUCAUGUUCAUAGUGUUGGGAAGGGCAAGAAGCCUGGCAGAAGCAAGGGUCAAAGGAGAGGCCGGGCAGCAACCGAGUCACCGUCAGAUGAGGAAGCCAGGCCAAAGAGAAAGGAAGGGGUGGAAGAUCGGCAGUUUGAUGACAACAGUUGGAAGGAUUUGGAUGUGGACAAGCCGGCCAAGAAACGAACCGAACAGUUUUCUAAGGAUGACUGGACUCCUGAUCGGGAUGGCUCCGAUGACGAUGGAGAAGACUUGGACAUGGAGAAACCAACCAAGAAACCAACCAAACAGCAUGACGAACAUCGUGAGGAUGGCUCUGAUGAUAGUGACUCAGACUCCGAUAAUGGUCAAGAGAAGCCAAAGCAGGAUACUCUGACUGAGCCCACAGUAAAACCUAGCAGGGUCAACCCGACCUUGGAAGAGGAUAGAGACUCGGGAUCAGAUUUGGGCUCAGACGAUGCUAUGAUCACUGUAGAUACCAGCCCCGAGCUUCAGCCUCGGUACAACAACACCCGGGCUCUCUCCCAUGAAGUACCAUCGGACACUGAGGUCUUGGCUGAUGAUACAUUUUGGGAAGCCGACCUGGGCUGUGGGGUGGAGUCGGCCGAUCGAGCGAAGAAGAGAAAAUUCACUGAUGAGGAGGAUACACCCUGCAAGUUUCCUCGGUUAGAGAAGGGUUACAAACUUGGCCUGAGGAGUGCCUGA
Laccaria bicolor S238N-H82 is the source of this 1647-nucleotide messenger RNA. RefSeq lists its product as uncharacterized. The coding region runs from base 1 to 1647 and encodes 548 amino acids. The transcript has 7 exons. Lineage: Eukaryota; Fungi; Basidiomycota; Agaricomycetes; Agaricales; Hydnangiaceae. The record is from RefSeq and is a predicted model, not a curated record.